AUGGAGGGUUCUUGCAACCCGGCUAGGGUUGUUGGGCAAUGCAAGGUUUCUCCACCACCAGGCUCAGUUCCUACCACCUCUCUCCCUCUCACUUUCUUCGACAUUGUUUUCCUCUUCUGCGGUCCGGUUGAAUUUGUAUACUUUUAUGAGUUCCCUCACCCUCUUCACCACAUCACCCAAACCAUCCUCCCCAAGCUCAGACACUCUCUUUCCCUAACUCUCCAGCACUUCUUUCCCUUGGCCUCAAAUCUCAUCUGCCCUCCACCACCCUCCAAACCCUUUCUACAUUACUCCGAGACUGACCGAACCUCACUCCUAUUGACCAUUGCCGAGUCCUCAAGCAACUUCAACCGCCUCACAUCCCACCGUGUAAACAAUGUUGCACAAUCCCACUUCCUUGUUCCACCAUUGCCACCAGCACGCGUGUUGGAGGAUGGCACGCGUGUGGUCACUCCUGUAGCAUUGCAACUCACUGUGUUCCCCAACUCCGGGAUCUGCAUUGGCAUUAAUUUUCUUCAUGCAUUGACUGAUGGGAGUUCUUUGCAUCAUUUCAUGAAGUCAUGGGCAUCUGUUUGUUUAUCACAAGGAGUCAAGGCUUUGACUAGUACUCCCCCAUCCCAUAAUAGAGGUUUGAUUAAAGACCCAUGCGGCCUUGAGAACAAGUUCUUAGCUGCAUGGAGAAGUUGGACGCCUAUCCCAUGGGAGCUUCACAUGAACCCAUUCCAUCCCUCCCUAACUGAAAACGUCCGAACCACAUUCGUGUUGAGUAGACCAAAAAUCGACAGACUUAAACAGUGGGUGUCUAGCUUAUUCAGUGCUGUUCAUGGUUCUAAGCCACCCCAUAUGUCAUCAUUUGUAGUUAUAUGCGCUUUGACAUGGGUUUGUUUAGUCAAAGCAGAGGAGAUCAAUGAUGAUGAAAUGCAAUGCUACUUCAAUUACUCGGCUGACAGCCGAAACCGGCUUGAGUAUCCAUUACCUAGUUCAUAUUUUGGGAACUGUUUAUCAAUACGUUCUACUCAAGUGAAGAAGAGUGUGCUAGUUAAGGAAAAUGGUCUCAUUAUGGCAGUGGAUGCUAUUGGAAAAAAUGUGAAAGAUUUGGAGAGUGGGGUUUUGAGAGGAGCUAAGGAGUGGACUUCAGAUUGGGACGAGGGUACUAAUAGUCCUCCAAUGCAUUUAACCUUGCUUGCUGGCUCACCAAGACUUGAUUUUUAUAAUGACAUUGAUUUUGGGUGGGGGAGACCCAAAAAGAGUGAGGUUAUAAACGUUGAUUUUGAUUUUCCGAAGUUUAUUUACCUCAGUAAUAGUAGAGAAGAGGAAGGUGGGUUUGAGAUUGUCCUGGCAUUAGAAAAGGCAAAAAUGAAGUCCUUCACUUCCAUCUUUGAACAAGCUUUGAAGCUCCCGGAAUCGCAUUUAUAA
Molecule: messenger RNA, 1416 nt
Organism: Rosa chinensis
Lineage: Eukaryota; Viridiplantae; Streptophyta; Magnoliopsida; Rosales; Rosaceae
Product: coumaroyl-CoA:anthocyanidin 3-O-glucoside-6''-O-coumaroyltransferase 1
Exons: 1
Coding region: 1-1416 (471 amino acids)
Source: RefSeq, a predicted model, not a curated record